GUUAUCAGCCAACUCGCUUCCCAAAUCCGAGCAGUUGACAGAAAGGAGAAGGAAGCGAUUCGCUUCGGGAAUUUGCACAAUAGGAUUUGCUUCGGGUGGCCGCGCAGGUCUCCAGAACCUGUCAGAACUGGCUGAAUAACACCUCUGAUGCCGUCAUAUGAAUAUAUUGCCCAGAGAUUUUACAGGCUUUGAAGAAAAAUCAGACAACGAACUAAUGUUCCUGAGGCUGUUACUAAUAUACAUGCAAGCAGGGAUUGAAUGCACUUGAUCUUUUCGUUUUAUCAGCUCUAACUGUAUACAAGUAGUCCUCACACAAGGUGAUUGCAUGAUCCCGGAACACUGCAAACGUCAUAAAUAUGAGUCAGUUGUCAAGCAUCUGAAUGUUGUGUACAAUGGUGAAGGCAAAGGAUUGGACCCUGAAGAAGCAUUUUGAAGGGUUUCCUAAGCAGAGUGACUUUGAAUUAAUAGAGAUAAACCUACGAGAUCUAAAGGAUGGAGAGAUGCUACUUGAAAGUUUGUAUCUCAGUGUUGAUCCCUAUAUGAGAGCAUACAGUAAGAGAGGCAUGAAGGAAGGGGACACUAUGAUAGGGUCUCAGGUUGCAAGGAUUUUGGAAAGCAGAAAUCCUUCAUUUCCUGUAGGAAUUUUUGUUGUGGCAAAUGCGGGCUGGACAACACAUUUUAUUUCCGAUGGUAAAAAUCUAUCACCACUGCCUCCAAAUUGGCCAGAAAAUCUUCCAAGGUCAUUGGCUCUUGGAACAAUUGGCAUGCCAGGUCUUACUGCCUAUUUUGGCCUACUUGAACUCUGCAGGCCCAAACCAGGAGAAACUGUCCUAGUUAAUUCAGCAGCUGGUGCUGUGGGCAGCGUGGUUGGGCAGAUUGCUAAAAUUAAGGGUUGUAAAGUGGUCGGCACUGCGGGCUCCGAUAAAAAGUUGGAUUACCUUAAGGAGCUUGGCUUUGACGAAGUCUUUAACUAUAAGACGGUGAAAUCCCUGGAGCAGGCCCUGAGGGACGCUUCCCCCAAUGGCUACGACUGCUAUUUUGAUAACGUGGGAGGUGAAUUUUCCAGCAUUGUUUUGGAGCAAAUGAAUAAAUUUGGGAGAAUUGCGGUGUGUGGUGCUAUCUCCUUGUAUAAUGACACCCAAGUCAAAAAAGGCCCAUUUGUGCAGGUCCCCAUGGUCAUGAAAGAGCUGUACAUGGAAGGUUUUUUAGUCUCACGUUGGAACGAUAGGAAAGAGGAAGGGCUGAAAGCAAUACUGAAAUGGAUUCAAGAGGGGAAAAUUAAAUGCCACGAGGACAUCACCAAGGGUUUCCAAAACAUGCCAGCUGCAUUUAUGGGAAUGCUCAAAGGAGACAACUUUGGAAAGGCAGUAGUAGAGGUAUAAAAAGCACUUUGCCUGGCUUGUGAAAACUCUAUAAAUCGCUAUAUCUGCACUUCCUUAUGGACUGACUUCUCUUCUUACCAAGAAUGAUCCAAGAUUAGACUAAUCCACUAUACCACUCCAGCAUGUCUCAAGUGUGGCCAAAACCACAGAAAAUCAGGAUUAUCAUGUUCAGUCUGAAGACAAAAGAAACAAAUGCCUUUUAGAAGAUUUGUUAUAUCCUUCUUUCAAUAGAUUAUCCUUUUUGAAUAAAAGAAGCAGUCUGAAAAGCCAAA
This is a messenger RNA of Thamnophis sirtalis, 1654 nucleotides long. RefSeq names its product prostaglandin reductase 1 (gene PTGR1). Gene Ontology annotation, molecular function: 2-alkenal reductase [NAD(P)H] activity; 15-oxoprostaglandin 13-reductase [NAD(P)+] activity. Lineage: Eukaryota; Metazoa; Chordata; Lepidosauria; Squamata; Natricidae. Gene Ontology annotation, biological process: prostaglandin metabolic process. The record is from RefSeq and is a predicted model, not a curated record. Gene Ontology annotation, cellular component: cytoplasm.